AUGAAUUUACAAAAUUUACCUUUAGAUUUACUUGAAGUAAUAAUAAAUGAUAAAUUACAAUUAAUACUGUCAAAUCCAGUUGAUUAUCAAAACUCAUUAACAUCAUUAUCAAAUACUUCAUUAUUAUUUAAUCAAUUAUCAAAUUUAAAAUUAUAUUCAAAUAUUACAUUUUAUGACGAUGAUAAUAAAUUAAUUAUAACACAUGAAAAUAAUAGAACUUUUAUUCAUAUUAAUCAAUUCAAUUCAUUUGUUAAUUCAUUAACUUUAAAUAAUUUCCUCAAAAUUAAAUCAAUUCAUAUUAAUUGUAAAUCAAAUUUUAAUAAAUUUGAAUAUAAUCAAUUAUACACUAAAUUAAAUAGAUUUUGGAAUAUAAUUCAUCAUUCAAUAGAAAUUAUUAAUUUUGAUAUUGAUAAUAUUCGAAAAAAUCAAACUAUAUUACAACAUUUAACUAAACAUAAUUACUACAAAAUUGUAGAAGAAAAUGAUGAAAUUGAUUAUAAUUUAAAUACAAAAAGUUCAAAAUUAUAUAAUUUGAAAAAUUGGUCAAUUUUAAAUUUACAAGAAUUAAAUUCAUUACCAAUUAAUAAUAAUUAUAAUCUCAAGGCUUUAGAUUUUUUUAUUGAAAUUAUAAUAGGGGAUGAAUCAACACCUAACCACAAGAUCAAUUUACCAGAAUUAGAACAAUUAAAUCUUAACACAAGUUUAUCAACAAUAGCAUUUCAUUCAUUAGAUUUAAAUUUACCAAAUCUCAAUAAAUUUUCAUUAUCAUAUUCACAUACAUUUAAUAGACCACCAAUUGAUUUUAAUCAGCUCGCCUCAAAAAUUAAUUUUGAAAAUUUGCUUGAGUUAGAAGUGAAAUUAAAUUGUUGUCAUUCUGAUUGUUCAUGUAUUAAUCAAUUUUAUAAAGAAUUAUCAAAUAAUAGUGAUGCAUUAACAAAAUUGAAAAAAAUUAGUAUUAUCAAUUAUAAUUCUAAAAAUCAAACAAGUAAUUUAGAGCAAUAUACUUAUUUAAUCAACAACCAACUCAAUCCAUUAUUUACAAAAUUCAACAAAAUCGAAUCAUUUUAUAUAAAUAUCAAUGAAUUUAUUAAGAACGAUAGAUGUAAAAUCGAUUGGAAAAAUUUUACAAAAUCUACUAGUUUAUUACCAUCAUUAACAGAUUUAGUAAUUGUUGAUUUUUAUAAUUGGUGGUUACCUACAAUACAAUUAACAAGACAUUCAUUAAUUAAUACAUGUAAUUGUUCUGAAUGUCACUACUUAAAAUCAAAUUUUCAAAAAUUAGCUAAUUACGAUGAACAUAAUAAUUUUACUCAUAAUUUUAAAAAUUUUAAACAAACACAAGAACAAGAAUUAUUUUCAAAUAAUAUAGAUUUAGGUAAAAAAUCAAAUUCUAAAUUUUUAUCAUAUAUAUUAAAUAAUUUUAAAACUCAAUUUAAUCAAUCUAUAAUUUAUUCACUGUCAAUUUCAAAUUAUAGACAUAACUCAAAAAUUUUAUUUUAUGAAGAGUUUAAAUCUUUGUUGAAGCAUAAUUUAUUGAAUGAGUAUAUUAAUUUUUUAAGAAAUGGGAAAGAGGUGUUGGUUAUUAAUUUAGGUGGUGUUUUAGUUUAA
Messenger RNA from Lodderomyces jiufengensis, 1608 nucleotides. RefSeq lists its product as uncharacterized. The record is from RefSeq and is a predicted model, not a curated record. The transcript has a single exon. The coding region runs from base 1 to 1608 and encodes 535 amino acids. Lineage: Eukaryota; Fungi; Ascomycota; Pichiomycetes; Serinales; Debaryomycetaceae.